AAUGCGUGGGAGGAUAUUGUUACAAGGUGUGGCUUGUUAAAGAUGGAAAGUCUAGGUGCUACAAAUGAGCUAAACAUUUUGCAUAUAACUGAUGUUCACAACAGUACUGAAAUGGUAGCUGCAGUUUCACAAUGGGUCAUAAAACACAAAGAAAAAAUUGACAUUAUCUUAUUAUCUGGUGAUAUAGCUGACAUGCCUAUGGAGUAUGGUAACGACACUACAAAAGAGGCGCUUCUUUUUAAAGGCUCGUACUAUCAGGAUCUACAACAAGUCGUAUCUAAUGCCAGAGCUAUAUGUGAUAGAGUCUACUAUGUGCCUGGAAAUCAUGAUCCUCCUCAAUCAUUUAAUGAAGCUUCUCCUGAGAUCACUAUUGAUCCUAUUCCAUCAUGUAAUGUCCAUCUACACACUAUACCAGUUGCACCAGGGCUCUUUUUGUCAGGUUUGGGUGGAAGUGUGCCUGGCUAUCAAGAUGGCAAGCAAUGUUGGGAUGGUUUUCCAUAUAACAAUGAAGAUGAUAUAAAUAAGGAUCUGACUCAGUUGCUUGAGCCCUUCCUUGGCAAAGAUACUCCACUACGAUCUCCGGAAGAUCAACUUAUACUAAUGACACACUGUGGACCAAGCAAUUCAUCUACUUCAAGAUUUUGCGAUGACCCGAAUGCUGUUAUUGAAGCCGGCUCAAUGUCACUGUACAAUUGGCUAGUGAAACCAGAGCUGCAAAGGCGUGUACUACUUAAUGUGCAUGGUCACAUUCAUCACGGUUAUGGUGAGGCUCACGUCGGGAUGAUAUCCGUUCUAAAUCCUGGACCAUUAUUGGAUGGACAUUUCUCACUGUACACUUUAACAAGGAAAGGAGACCCUUUACAGUGGAGUCUCUCUGCUGUGAGAAGAUAUGUGCUAUAAACUAAAGUGUUUAAAUUAUAUUUUUAUAAUUCAUUUAAUUUUUGUUGAAAAAUAAAUUAUUUUUGUCCCACUCCACUAUUUAUAGACAAGUUAAAUUUUGCUGUAAAACAUUUCGAAAUAUUUUAGUAGAUCAAAAAAAUUGAUAAUAAUUAUUAAGUAAAUCU
Amphimedon queenslandica is the source of this 1064-nucleotide messenger RNA. RefSeq lists its product as uncharacterized. NCBI's taxonomy places the organism in Eukaryota, Metazoa, Porifera, Demospongiae, Haplosclerida, Niphatidae. The record is from RefSeq and is a predicted model, not a curated record. The coding region runs from base 43 to 900 and encodes 285 amino acids. The transcript has 8 exons. Gene Ontology annotation, molecular function: hydrolase activity.